Lotus japonicus is the source of this 951-nucleotide messenger RNA. RefSeq lists its product as uncharacterized. The transcript has 3 exons. The coding region runs from base 1 to 951 and encodes 316 amino acids. NCBI's taxonomy places the organism in Eukaryota, Viridiplantae, Streptophyta, Magnoliopsida, Fabales, Fabaceae. The record is from RefSeq and is a predicted model, not a curated record.
AUGAGCCGCAAUGUACCUCAGAAUGGUUUUAAUGAGCUAAAGCAGCUUUUGAAUGUGAAGGCAGUUGAGAUUUUUGACAAGUAUCUUGGUUUACCCACCAUGAUUGGUAAGUCCAAGACUAGAAUUUUUAACUUUGUUAAAGAUCGUGUCUGGAAGAAGCUCAAAGGGUGGAAGGAGUCCACUCUUUCCAGGGCAGAUAUUGAAAGGAUGUCUUUUAAUAUUGCCCUUGUGGCCAAAAACUGGUGGAGAAUUUAUACCCAACCUGAAACUUUGCUUGCUCAAGUUUUCAAGGGGGUGUACUUUGCGCAAGGUGAUCUAUUGGGGGCCAAACGUGGCUAUCGUCCAAGCUAUGCUUGGUCUUGUAUCUUGCAGUCCAGCUGGAUUUUUCAGGAGGGUGGUCGGUGGAAAAUUGGUGAUGGUAGUCAGGUUGAUAUUCUUCAUGACCAGUGGCUACCUCAGGGGGUACCUAUUAUAGGUAGUCAAGAUUUAAUGGCUGAAUUUGGAGUGUCCAAUGUCUCUCAUUUAAUUGAUCAUGCAGCCAAAUCUUGGAAGUAUGCUUUGGUGGAUUUUAUUUUCUACCCAGCCACUGUAUCUCAUAUUUUAAAAAUUCCUUUGCCUUUGAAUGGUAGUGUUGAUACUCUCAUGUGGCCAGAAACUGUUGAUGGCAAUUAUUGUUCCAAAUCUGGUUAUAUUUUUGUUCGCAGGAAGCUCCUUGGCGCUUGUUCGUCAACCUCUUCCCAGCCAUCGCUUCCAGCUCCUUUGUGGAAGAAGUUUUGGCGUACUAGUGUCCAGCCCCGUUGCAAAGAGGUGGUGUGGCGUGUGGUUUCAUCUUUACUUCUAGUCCGUGCAGCGCUUCGUCGGAGAGGCAUGGAUGUGGACCCUUUGUGCCCGGUGUGUGCUGAUGAGGAGGAGACUGUGUUUCACUUGUUCGUGUCUUGUCCUGUGGCCUAG